Messenger RNA from Micropterus dolomieu (smallmouth bass), 1377 nucleotides. RefSeq names its product inositol 1,4,5-triphosphate receptor associated 1 (gene irag3a). The coding region runs from base 109 to 1311 and encodes 400 amino acids. The transcript has 13 exons. Lineage: Eukaryota; Metazoa; Chordata; Actinopteri; Centrarchiformes; Centrarchidae. The record is from RefSeq and is a predicted model, not a curated record.
UGUUUUCAGCAACAAUGAGAAAUCCACUGUUGACUGUGAAGAGCGUAUGAACAAUAUAAUCUGUUUUUUACCUGAGUAAGACAUUCGGAUUAUUCUUGUGACGACACAAUGGACACUGAGCCUGAUGCAGAGACGAGUAGCUGCUGUCUUGCCACAAUGCUGGGCAGUGAGGAUAGCGAAGAAGAAUGCAGCCAAGAAGAGCUGCCAAUCACAAGCUGGAACGAGCUGUCCAUCAUAGAGCGCGUAGGCCUCAACAGUGUAGAGAUGUCAGAGAAAGAUUUGGAGACGGCCUUCUCUCAGAUCGCCCUGGCCUUCCGCUGUGAUCAGUACACCCUGAAGCAGAGGCUGCAGGCGGAGGAGCACGCCCGCAACCUGGCUGAGGAGAACAUCCAGCUGGAGCUCACCAGAGGCAGGGAGACCCUGGAGACACUGAAGGGCCUGUGUCUGGAUAGCAAGCGCAGUAAGAUCCUGCAGAGGCUGGAGCUGUCUCUGGACAUCCUCGGAGGGACUGUGGAACGAAUCUCCAACACAGCUGAGGUGCUCGGUGCUGUGCACCAGGAGGCUCGCGUGAGUCGGGCGGUCGAGCUCAUGGUGGCUCACGUGGCGAAUCUUAGGAGACGACAUGACAGAAGCGUGGCUGAGCUGGAGGAGGCCAAGAAGGUGAUCCCGCAACGGAACCCGUGCAGAAACGUCGUCGACCCCAGAGCAUCUCCAGAGCCAGAGGAAAGUGACAACAGAAGGAAAAGCUCUCAGCAGAACAGCAGUCGACGAAGGAUCGGUGCAUCAGUAAUUCCCAGCCAAACCCAGGAGAAGAUAAAGCGGGCCACUCAUGGAGGAUCCUCCAGCAAGAAGUCCUUCUGCACCUUCCCCUCCCUGAGCUUCGAGUCCAGCUUCUCUGCCCCGGCCAGGGACGACAGCUUCUCAGUGGAUGCAAGGCCACUGGAUCCAGAUGAAACAGUGUCAGAAGCUUCAGCUGCUCAGCUUCCUCCGCAGCCCUCUCCCACGCCCAACCCAGAGUGCCUCCCUUCAGAACAACUGGCCACCAGAAAGAUGCAAAGCAAAAAUUUCCCUCUGGACACUUUGCGACAGAGACACAAGGGCAAUGCUCCGUUACCGAAGAAAAAAGCAGACAUGGAGAAGAAGAGUAAGAAUAUUCACCGGCAGCUUUCUGUGGGCACGUACGGCUCUUCGCGGAGACAACGUCCUCAGCCUCACUGGUUGUGUCGCUGUCGCUGGGCGCUCAUCUGCAUGUACCUGUUUGUGCUUUUCUGUGUCAUCACAGUGACAUAUCUUUUGUUGGAAGCUUCGUGAUUGAGCACUUGAGCCAUGAACUGGAAUACACAGUUAUCUGGACGUUAAAUUCUGUGUAUUGUAAAC